AUGGAAGGCGAUUUCGGAUGGAAAAAGCGCUCGGUUGGAGAUGGGCGAGAUGGACAGAUGGACGCCUUUUUUGGUAUAAAUUUUGAAUUCUCGUGUCCCUUUUUGCGUUGAGAAACCUUCAAAUCAAAAGUCGGUUUUUUAGUUUUAGUCCUUUCCCUUCCAUUUCUAAUUUUUCCAAAAACAGUGUUUCUCAAAGCAAAAAGUAUUGUUGAAAACUUUCUUCUCGAAAAUUCCCUAAACCAGCUAAAAUAUGUAAAUUUUUCCAGGUGAUACUUCAAAUAUACUUGCGGGAUAUAUCGCAUAAAACUAUCGGAUAAUUUUUCUCCUCUAGGUGGCCAAAUUCAAAAAACGCAACGCGGUCGUGAUGCGGUCCUUUUUGGCGGGAAUUUCACGCGUUCAAAUUUUUAAUUUUCUCGGAAAAUUAGAUUUUCCUAGGACUACUUGCUAAGCCACAAGCUACAGUUGCAAACCACGAUUAUUUUCAUUUUUGAAUUCAAUUUUUUACAGGAAUCUUUUCAUUCAAAUGUUUUCGUUUUUGUUCCUUCUUCAAGUUUUCUGACUCCUGAAAAAAAAGUUUGAAUUUUGAUUUUUCAAAUAGUGAAGGCAAUUUUAAAUCGAAGUUCUAUAGUCUAGCUUGUGGCUCAAAAAGUUGUGGAUUUGAAAUUUAGCUGGUAAGUUUCGAAUUUUCAAUUUGAACUAGAACGCAACACGUCGCGCUGCUUGCAGUCUUUCUUUCUGAUCAGAUGAGAAUAAUUUUCUUUCAAACAGGCGAUAAUUUUAAAUUUCAGUUCAAUUAGGACUGCGACGCGGUAGAGAGCUAUCGUUUUUUAUUCUAAUGGCAAUUUUAUUUUCAGGCUUUUUACGAUAAAUAACUGUCUAUCAACGGCCAAAUUGUCAAGUCCCGAGCUACAGUACUUCUCUUUCGCUUCGAAACCCGAUACUCCACGAAAAACAAAUGUUGAUUCACUUUGUAAUUUAAUUAUUUUUGACUAUUGUACAAAAAAAGAAAUUGUAAAUUUCAUCUUUCAACGUUUUUCAGAAUUAGAUCCAAUUUUUCAGCUCACGACUUGACAAGUUGGGCGACAUAUUAGGUUCGAAAAAGAAAGAAUAAAAAUGACCGAGUUUUUGGACAGAAAAAAAUGAACUAAUAGCCGACCACUUCGCCCACUUUUUCUGUUUUUUUAUUUUUUUGAAAUAAUAUUUUUUUAGAGCUACUUAUACGGAGUUAAAUAAUCGAUAAUCUUAAGUUUUCUAUAUCUUUUGUAAUCUCUAGGCAUUUACUCCUAGUCAGAAGUUUUUAUGAGCAAAUUUUUUCCUUUCAAGAUUUUUUACGUUUAAAUUUAACAAAGUCCAAAAAUUCAUUUUUUUUUAUUUCUUCCUGGUUCUAUUAGAUUAGUGAUAAGUUAGCUAUAAGUGAAGUUAUUUUUUUUUUCUAGCUCCUUUCAAGUCUGUGAUAGGUGUAGUCUUUAUAGCAUCUCACGUAAGUUAGCCGUAAGUGAAUUUUGACCGAUGGUUUCAUGCGAUAUGACGAAUUUUACUCAAAAAUUCAAAAUGAAGGGAAAUUUCGAGAAGAAAAUUUACUUUUCGUUUUUUUUUCUUGUGCAUGUCCUGUCCUUUUGGGGUGAAUGUUGCCGGCUUCGGGCCUUUGGUCGGUGGCGGCGCAGAGAAAAAGUCGACUGUGUUCCUCGGCUUUUGUCCGGCCAGAGAGAGUACGGGAAAACUAGAGAGCUGUAGUUUGCCCUCUUCGAAAAUCCAUGCUCUCUCGCCGGCUUCAGCCGAGCACACAUGCGCCUUUUCCUCUGUUGAGUGGCAGUACUGUGGGGCGAGGCUCUUUUUUCCCUCCGGGCUCGUCAGUUCGAAGGUGGCGUCCAGUAUAUCGGGUCGUGUAUAAAUAAAUUCCGUUUUUAUAUGCGAAUUUUUUAAAUCUCUGUUGAUUAAGACAGUGCGGGUUUUAAGCUUUUUAUCAGAGUAGUUAAAUAUGAACGCUUUUGUUUUAGGCAGUCAUGCGAAUGAUGUUCGGCAGUUUUUUCGCUUUUCACUCCAAAAAAAAAUCUUUCAAAUUUUGUGAAGUCUGUUCAAGGUUCAGGGUUUCGUGAAAUUGUAAAAAAAGUUUAUCAUUAGUUGAAAAAAAGUUUUUUUCUAUUCAAACUUUUUUUCGGAUCAAUUUAUUUUUUUAGGAAGUUUACGAGAUGUUACAGAAAUAUGGAACUUAAUCAACUGGAAAAAAAUUAGCUUAAUUUUUUUAGAAACAGUUUUAUUUUUUUAUUCUAGGUAGUCUAAUGAAAUGUGUUUGCUAUACUUUUCGAAAUAAUGAUUAUUUUAAAAGGUUUUCAGAGGAUCCCUUAGCCAAUUUCUUCUGGGUUGAUAAGGAAACUCCAUUUAAUAAUGAAUAACUCACUUGAGAAAAUAAAUUAAAUGAGAAAAUAUUAGUAUUGAUAAAUUAAUUAGCAGGGUUUCUUUUUAUGAACUUCAUUGUCUAGUGCAGAGGUCGAAGGUAAGAAGUUCGAUGUUUGUAAACUGGUUCAGGAAAUUUUAUAUACUUUUUUUCUAAAUUAUCUCCAAUUUCGUGGAAUACAUCAACUCAAAAAUCAUUACGCUCCCUUGAAAAGAAAAAAUUUUGAUUCUGUUAACACGUUUACAAAAUUUGAACCACCAUACAUUGGGCUUCUGGUUGAUUAUUUUUAGCUUCUAAUUUUUUUUUCUUACCAAUGGGCUCUCAUAAAAGCGAAAUUUAUUCGUACACGACCUGAUAUGAGUCCCGAACCCAUGCAAAGACAUUCGAAAUGCUGGUUGGUAUAGUGGUAAAAUGAUUGUUUGCGGAACUUGAGACGAGGGUUCGAAUCUUUUCCAGCGUUAUAAUUUUUAUAGUUUAGUUUUGAGUAGUCGAUUUUUGGUUUGAAAGUUUUCAAGUAAAGAUUUUUUCGAAUUUCUUACUCUUCUCAUUAGUCUGAUAAGGAAGGUCAAGAUUUUUGAGCCUAAUAAAUCAGUCAGUUAGAUUUUCAGGAAAAUUAUUAGCCGUAUUUGGUUCAUAAGCUCUUAACUCGAUUGCUCUCUGAAUAAAGUUUUUAGAAGUUCGUUUUCAAAUCAUUUUUUUGAUUAAGAACCUUUUUUUUGAGUGUCAAAACAAAGACUCAUUUUCUAUUCAAAGUAAGAUUAAAAAUUGCAUACAGACAUCUCUAGAAGGUGUUAAAUUUCUUUCAUUCAUAGAGUGCUUGAGUUUGAGACUUGAUUUUAAUUUUGAUCUAAUUUUUCAAAACUUUGUUCCAAUAGACUAAAUUAUUAUUUAAAAAAAAUAUUUUUGUGAGCUUUUUUCUCAACUUUUUAUUCGUUUUUUUAUUUACAAACAGUUUUUCCAAUUUUUUUCAAGCAUUUUUCAUUGAAAAAAAUUAGCCAAAGAGUGCUUUUUGAAAGUUGAUUUUUUUCCGCUUGAAUAAACUUCUUUUUGUAGUUUUUUUAGAAAAGAGAGAACUUUUUUUAGUUUUUUUCGCGUUUCAGAAUAGAUUUGAUUAAUGCGAACCUUCUUCAAUUGUUCUCGAAACCACCCAUUUUUCAAUGAUUUUUCCCCAAAUUAGUCAAAUUUUAAUGUCUUUUUAGGGUCAGCUAAAUCAUCUUUAAAAGAAAUUUUACGAACUCAUGAAUGAAUCAAGUUGAGCCAACCAGUAUCUAGAGUCUUUCUGCAUGGGUUUGGGCGCCACCGGACAGUGCCUUGCAAGGGAAUUCGUGUCCCUUUUGUUGUCUCACACUUUCUGAGCUUCAUCCUGAGCCAAGUGAGCUCGAGCUCCUCCAACUUGAUCGUGAGGUCAUUUGAAACGAACAUGCUGAAAGUGUACUUUGUUGAAAGAUUGCUCUUAUACAAAAAAGUUUCCGAUUCCUUAUUCAAAUUUCAUCUACAAGGCUAUUGAGUCUUUACUCAUUUAACUUUUUCUAAGGAGCAGUAGAUUCAAACUUGAAACUUUCCCAGCUCAUCUCAGUCAAUCACCAACGAGUUCAGACGAAAAUCAAGUAGCUUGUGAAUUUUUAUCGAUUGAAAAUUUUGAAUGAAAGCCAAUUUCGUAAUUUUUUUUUUAUUGACAACGUUUUUUCAGACUGUGAUUGAGAUCAGUUGGGCGAGAUUGAAUAAAUGAGCCUUUCUUUUAGUGAAUCGAAAUUUAUUUCAAUUUUUGAACUUCUCCAGUUCACCAUAGUCCUUUGUGAAUUCGAAGAAAAAGUCAAAAAUCUUCGAAAACAGUUUUUUUUUGACAGUGAUGUUUGAAAACUCCAAUUCUUUAGCGUCUUGCACAUCAGUUUUUGAACUAGGAAAAAGUAUUAAGAACUUUUUCGAAAUGUUCGAAACCUUGCAGUUGAACUUUGAAUAAAAUCGGAAAUGUAAUCUUUAUACAGUGAACAUUUCAUGACUGCGAGUCUCUUGGAGUUUAAGCUUUUAUUGAAAACUUGUUGAAGUUAAAGAUCUUCUUUGGUUCAUCCAAGCUAGUCACUCGAAAAUCGUCAAAAACUUGUAAUUUUUUUUUUCUAAAAGACUUCAUUUUAUUUCACUCUCUUCUAAUAAUCCUUUGUAUUAAGCUUCACUGAACUAAAUGAUUUACUUGGAUGAACCUUUGAAAAUGUCAAAAGAGACGAAAGUUUAAUGAAAGCUUGGAGCUCAAAAGACUCAAUUUAAAAAAAAAUUAAAAACAUCCAAGAGCAAUCUUUCAACAUAGGACAAGUUCAGCACGUCGUUUCAAAUGGCCUUGUGAUCAGGCUGGAGGAGUUGGAACUCCCUUGGCUCAGAAUGAAGUUCAGAGAGUGUGAGAGAACAAUAGAGACAUGAAUGCACUUGUAGGUAACUGUCCUUUGCCGAGCUUGGAGGUGAAAGAAGCUUCGCUUGACAAGACUCUCACCAGGCCUCAAGCCACCUACCGAAGAGUCGGCCUCAGGCUCCACUGCACUCUGGAGUCUGAGGUCGAGGACUCCGGCUCGGGCUCCACAGCCAGCCUGUGGAGUCUGAGAUUCCGCCUCAGACUCCAGAGGCAGGGCUGGGGAGCUCGAGUUCGGGGCCCCCGACCGGCAACGGGAGCUCCAAAAGAAAGUCCGGCAGCGGCUCUGACCCUGCCGGACAAAACCAAGUACAAAAGGGGGAGGAGAAUACUUUAUUCAAAAUCAUGGUUCAGAGUGUCCGGUUCGAUACCACCCUCGGAGUACGACGUCGUCCGGCGUCCAUCCCGUCACAUCGCUCGACCUGAAAAACCACCCCAUUAGCCCCCAAUUCCCUCCCUUCGUUCUCGGAACCCUCCAACUCUGGGGCACCUUGGACGUCUUCUCCAAAUGA
Molecule: messenger RNA, 5305 nt
Organism: Caenorhabditis auriculariae
Lineage: Eukaryota; Metazoa; Nematoda; Chromadorea; Rhabditida; Rhabditidae
Source: the annotation of a GenBank genome assembly